AGGACUGCUCGGAAUUGGUUUCAUAAUUACCGUCAGUCUCUAAUGGGAGCUGAGAGAAAGAAAGAGGAAAAAAACAAAAAACAAAAAAACCCAAAAACAACAACAACAACAAAAAAAAACUUUGCCUUUACUUCUCAGGGACCAGGUAAAGCCAGGGAGUGAGUUUUGGCUUGCAGGGAGUGGGGGAAGUCUUCCCAUCCUAGCUCCUCCUUCCCCACCACAGUCCCGCGAGCUUAGCUGUGAUUGCCUCCCUCCUGUUUUUUUGUUUCGAGCAAAGUAGCCAAAGUAGCUGCUACCAAUGUGUACUUUAGGAGAGAAGCAAGUACUGGUCUUGCUGCAGCUAUUAUUCCUCUGGACCACUCAGGCUUUGGCUCAGGCUCCAACUCCUUUUAUCUUACCCCUGAAAGUCUCUCCAAUAAAGCUAAAUGGAAAUUUGCCUCGGCCACCCCCAGUAACUGUAUCGCGAGCAGCACCAUUUAGGAAUGACUCUGGGGGACGUCUGAGGCAUGUGGAUGCUGAGGGGUUGGCGUUAGCGCUAGACCCAGCGAGGGGAUUGGUCAACUUCUUACCCAUGAUAGAUAAUUUGCAAGGAGAUGCUGGCCUGGGCUACUAUCUGGAGAUGCUUAUUGGGACCCCGCCACAGAAGCUCCAAAUUCUUGUUGAUACUGGAAGCAGUAACUUUGCUGUGGCAGGUGUCCCUGAUCCACAUACAACUUCAUACUUUGACAUUGAGAAGUCUUAUACAUAUCAGUCCAAAAAUUUGAAUAUCAAUGUUAAAUAUACUCAAGGAAGCUGGACGGGAUCAGUUGGUGAAGAUGUGGUUACUAUUCCUAAGGGAUUCAAUAGUACCUUUCUUGUUAAUGUUGCUGUCAUUUUUGAAUCAGAAGAUUUUUUUUUACCAAAGACUAAAUGGAAUGGAAUACUUGGACUUGCCUAUGCCACAUUAGCCAAGCCAUCAAGUUCAUUGGAGACAUUCUUUGAUUCCCUUGUGAAGCAAGCAAAGAUCUCCAACAUUUUUUCCAUACAGAUGUGUGGUGCAGGACUACCAAGGGAUGGAACUGGUACCAAUGGAGGUAGUCUUGUCAUGGGAGGAAUUGAACCAAGUUUAUAUAAAGGUGAUAUAUGGUAUACAACAAUUAAAAGGGAAUGGUAUUAUCAAAUUGAAAUCCUGAAAUUGGAAAUCGGAGGACAAAACCUCAAUUUGGAUUGCAGAGAGUACAAUGUAGAUAAAGCUAUCGUGGAUAGUGGCACUACUCUGCUGCAUCUUCCUCAGAAAGUUUUUGAUGCUGUGGUUAAAGCAAUUUCCCAAACAUCUUUGAUUUCAGAAUUUUCUGAAGAAUUUUGGACUGGUUCGCAGCUUGCAUGCUGGAAAUAUGAAACACCUUGGUCAUAUUUUCCCAAUAUUUCCAUAUACUUUAGAGAUGAGAACUCCAGCAAAUCAUUCCGUAUCACUGUCCUACCUCAGCUUUAUAUUCUUCCUGUAUUGGGAAUUGACUCAAAUUAUGAAUGUUACCGGUUUGGCAUCUCAUCUUCUGCUAAUUCUCUCGUAAUUGGUGCUACCGUAAUGGAAGGUUUCUAUGUUGUGUUUGAUAGAGCUCAGAAGAGGAUAGGAUUUGCACUGAGUUCUUGUGCAAAAGUUGAUGGUGUUCCAGUGUCUGAGAUUUCAGGACCUUUCUCAACAGAUGACAUAGCAAGCAGCUGCAUCUCUUUUUCAACUUCAAAUGAACCCAUUUUGUGGAUUGUCUCAUAUGCUCUUAUGACUUUGUGUGGAAUUAUCUUCCUUGUAUUAAUCAUAUUGUUAUUUCCAUUCUGUUCUCUGAAUUGCUCCCGAGAUCGUAAUUUAGUCAAUGAUGAAUCAUGUCUAGUCCAGCAUCGCUGGAAAUGACUAUCCUGAUCCAGACCCAACGGAUUUGAGGGUCUACCACUAACAGUUUAAGUGAAAAACACAACAAGGACUUCAAGGCAGGGUUUUCUCCUAUAUAUAUUAUAGAAUCAAAUCAUUUUUUCUUGCUUUAUAUCAUUCAGAUCCCCAUGUUCCAAAUUCCUAUGUCUUAUGCCUUAAUUGUAAAUCUUUCAGUUCUCAAAGGGGAAAAAGCUGUCCUAAACCAAAAUAUUAUAAUUGAGUUUCAGGCUCUGUGCUGCCAUGAAAAUAGCAGUUCUGAAUUAUUAAUUAUUCCUGCCAGAAUAAUUCUAAACCAGUUAUCAUUAAAGACAUUUACAUUCACUCACAAAAAAAACAUAAAUAACCUUCUUUAUUUUAUCUGCUUUAGUUAUUUCCCCCUUCAUAAGCCAUCAGAACCAAAGUAAACAAACAUAUUUAGAUUUCACUUUAAUGAGUAAAUUAAAUUUCACAUUUUUCAAUGGAUAGCAGAUAUUUAUGACUAGAUUUCAGUGGACUUCUUCAGCUUUCAAAACCGUGGAAGAAUUUCUUCCUCAGAUACACAGCUUAUACUUGAGGCUUAUGCCUUAUUAUUUCAAAGGUAUUAUUAUUAUUCUAGUUUAGCUAAAAAUACAAAAACCCACUUAUUUUCAGGAUAUUCAAUUUCUAGGCAAUAGGAAUUAGAUCAAAAUUCCUUUUUUAUUCUUUAUAUGUGACACUGCUCUGAAGUAAGUAGGAAUGAAGAAAAUUUGUGAUUGCUAUUUAUUCAGUCCUUAGAUAUGGAGCUGAUGGCAUUAUAAAAUGAUUCAAUUGUAUCAUUGCUUUUUAACAUUUCCCCUUGCCUUUUCUCCUCAUGUUAUUUUAUGUCUAGUUAUUAUUAUUAUCUGAGAGACUGUGUAAUCACUUGAUCCCAUGCAAAAUUCCAUGUUGAUAUUGAUUUCUUCUGGCUAGUAAUUCUUUUGCAACUAUGAUUCCCAUCAGCAUACCUUCAAUAUGCUAAGCAAUUUCUCAUUGACUUGAAUGUUAUUUCUUCAUUUUAUGUGUGUCUUCACUUAUAUAACACACUCGUGUGUGUCCAAAAGUCAUUUCUGGCCUUCUCAUACUGAUACAGAUGAGUAACUUUUACAACUUUUAGCUAGGUUUAACCUAAAAGGCCCGACUUGCUUAAGAGAUCAAUCAGCUAUUUUCGACCAGAGGCAAGACUUGAUCUUUCAGACUAAGGCAAGCUUUCUGUUCUCUAGAAGACCCUGCACACUUCACAUGCACAUGAUAGUAUAUAUGACCACACAGUAGAGUUAUCUUUACCCAGAAGUUACACUAAAAGUACACAAUCAUUAACUCUAACCUCUAUAAGCAAAUAAUCAACAACUAUUUUUAAAGCACCUAAUUUGGCCCUAGACAAAUACAAAUUCUUUAUUUUUCCCAUAAUGUAAUGUUUGUUUGUUUGUUUUUCUUUUUGGAAAGACUGUGCUGCAAAGUAGAGAUCUGACUUUGAAGUCAGAAAGACACUAAUUCUGGGCCCAAGGCACAUCCCUUAAACCUCUUAGUGCCCCCAAUUAUUUUUCUGAGAUUAUAUACAUUGAAGAAUAGUAGCCAAUCACCACUGUUAAAGGGAUUUUCCUCACAAAUAGCCCCCAACUAAUUAAAUACCACUCUAGAUCAAAAAAUAAAAAGCAAAGAGAAUUUUAAUUAUUUGGAGAUGAGAUUGAGAAUAUGGAAGUUGAAAAUGCCAAUAGAGAAGCCUUUGAGAGAGGAAUUCUAAGAAUUGUUGUACAACCCAAUGACCCAUCACUUUAAUCAUAAUCCAUGACCAGAAAUAAUAUUUGAGGAAGCCAGUGCCUUUUUUCAUAAAUGAUAAUGCUUACCACAUUUAGCUUUUAUUACUCAAUUUUUGAGCUUUUUGAAUAAGAUAUUAGACUCGAAAUUUAGAAAGUGUCUUUUCUUCUUUCCUAUUGAAAGAUAAAUGCCUUUGAAAUUAAAAAAAUGCCAUGACCUAAUUAGCCUUACUGUGUAUUUCUUUAUCAAGAUUUAUUUUAUUUUGUUGCUAUUGUUUAAUUUUAUUAAAGCAAAAUAAGUGUUUUAGCACCUUAAUAUACACAAAGUAAUAUGCCUGAAGUAUUUCAAUGAAAUUGCACUAGCAUCAUGUUCCACAAAAAAUUUGUUGUUUACUUUUCAUUUAGAAUGUCAUGAUAUUUCCAUAAAAAUAUACAAACUAUAUAAGUAUAAUGGGGGCUUGGGAUCAUUCCUAGAUCACCUAAUGUGGAGUACCUUGCUUUUGGAAGAAGACAUCCUGUGUUCCCCUACUUUAUAGGGAGAAAUAGCACAUUUCUAUUAGCUUUUAGCCAGAACAGGUUUCAUCUUUUAAAAUUACUAGAUUGGGACACUCACUUGCAAAAUGCUCUCUGCAGAUUAUAGAGAGUGCUAGGAAAAGUGAAAAUCAUGCACAGUGAGAGUGCCAUAAACUGAUGAACUGAUGUCAGGGAAAAGAUUUCCUUCUCCUGCUUUCUCUUUUGGUCCCAUGAUCCUGAGAAAGAGAUUUUUUUAGGUAUAGAAAGCAAUCUCCAGGAACUUGAGAACAUAAAACAUGGCAACCUUGGAUUCAGAAUUCCAAGACAUUAAAAACAGUCAGUCCAGUGGGGAAGCUUGGAGUAGCCAUUGUGCUUGGGACUUAAGUCCAAAGAGGGUUUUGGACUUGGAUCUUGGGACUGUGCUGUAUAAGAAUUGAACUAAACUGGGAACCUAAUGCCCUCCCCCAGUUGUCACCAGAAUAUGAGAGGGAUGUAUGUCUCAUGUACUAGGGAGUCUCUGUAUACUUAUUAUAUUUUUGAAGUAAAACUUUCU
This is a messenger RNA of Sarcophilus harrisii (Tasmanian devil), 4720 nucleotides long. It is a transcript of the gene BACE2, whose product is annotated as beta-secretase 2. Gene Ontology annotation, cellular component: trans-Golgi network; membrane; endosome. The transcript has 9 exons. Gene Ontology annotation, biological process: membrane protein ectodomain proteolysis; amyloid-beta metabolic process. Gene Ontology annotation, molecular function: aspartic-type endopeptidase activity. Bases 299 to 1885 code for a protein of 528 amino acids. The record is from RefSeq and is a predicted model, not a curated record. NCBI's taxonomy places the organism in Eukaryota, Metazoa, Chordata, Mammalia, Dasyuromorphia, Dasyuridae.